AUGAAGUUCACUCGACCAUCCCUAGUCUUGCUGGCCCUGGCAGCCAGCUGUCAUGCCUUCCAAUCUCAAUCUCUGUCGGGAUCUUCCUUCACAACUGGCGGUUUCCAAGUACGAGUAUCCCAGCCAGUUCGAAAAGAUGGGACACAACUGAAUAUGAUGUUUGAUCAACUGACGAGUGCUUUGACUGAAGUUGCCAAGAAUUUGGGACCGAAACAGAGAAUUACAGAGUCAAGCAUCAAGCCUGCAUUGCGCCAGGUUCGCCGCGCUCUUCUUGAUGCUGAUGUGAACAUUGAUGUUGCGGACGCUUUGAUCGAAGGAGUAAAGAAGAGAAAUUUAGGUGACGAAGUCAUCAAGGGCGUCUCUGCCGAACAACAGUUCAUCAAGUCCAUGUAUGACGAACUUCUUGAUAUGAUGGGUGGCGACUCUAAGUCUUCUUCACCAAUGGGUGGCGUUGAGAAUAGCGCCCCUGCAGCGACCUUGGCAGUAGGGGAAGUUGGUAAUCCAGCUGUUAUCCUCUUGGCUGGAUUGCAGGGAGCCGGUAAAACGACAGCUGCUGGAAAGCUUGCCCUCUACUUGAAAGAGAGAGAAGCCGAUUAUUCUGCCGUAGGAGAAACUGACGAGCCAGUGGUUGCCACCAAGUUGCCAAAGAGAAAUCGCAAGGUCCUUCUUGUUGCUGCCGAUGUCUACCGUCCUGCCGCUAUCAAACAAUUGGAGAUUCUUGCUGAAAGUAUCGGUGUUGAGGUCUUCUCGAUGGGAACCGACGCAGAUCCAGUAGAUAUUGCCAAACAAGCUGUCCAAAAGGCAAAGGAUGAAGGGUUCGAUACGGUUAUUGUUGAUACAGCCGGUCGUCAAGUUGUCGACAAAGAUCUCAUGAUGGAGCUGAAGAAUAUCCAGACUACUGUAAAGCCAGAUGAGACACUGCUUGUUGUUGAUGCCAUGACUGGUCAAGAAGCUGCUUCAUUGACAGCAGCUUUUGAUUCUGCUGUUGGUCUUACGGGUGCGAUCCUUACAAAGUUGGAUGGUGACUCUAGAGGUGGAGCAGCUGUGAGUGUUCGAGGUGUGAGUGGAAAGCCAAUCAAGUUUGUUGGUGUCGGUGAAAAAACUGCCGAUCUUGAGCCAUUCUUCCCCGACCGUAUGGCAUCAAGAAUCUUGGGCAUGGGUGAUGUUGUCAGUCUUGUCGAAAAGGCUGCUGCCCAGGUGUCAGACGAAGAAGCAAAGAAGAUGCAGGAAAAGAUGAUGUCGGCAGAGUUCGAUUUUGAAGACUUUCUCUCGCAAGCUAAAAUGGUUACUUCAAUGGGAAGCCUUGGUGGAGUCGCAAAGAUGAUGCCUGGUAUGGGAGGAAUUGGAGCUGAUCAAAUGCAAGCCGCAGAAAGGCGAUUGAAGAAGAACGAAGCUAUGAUUUGCAGUAUGACAAAAAAAGAGAAACGGAAUCCAGCGCUUCUUAUCACUGAUACCACAGCCCGUUCCCGAUUAAGGAGAAUUGCAAAGGGAUCUGGAAACAAGUUCGAGGACGCUGCUAGAUUCAUCAGUGAGUUUCAGCGAAUGAGAACCAUGAUGAGUCGUAUGUCCAAGAAUAUGCCCGCAGGUCAAGAUCCAUCAAUGGCUGGUGCUGAUGAUAUUGAAACCAUGAUGCCCGGAAACCGUUCGGCACGCCGGGCUGGAAAGAAGAAGAAGAAGGCAGCUCGAGGUUUCGGUGGUGGUUUUGGAUAA
Molecule: messenger RNA, 1710 nt
Organism: Cylindrotheca closterium
Lineage: Eukaryota; Bacillariophyta; Bacillariophyceae; Bacillariales; Bacillariaceae
Source: the annotation of a GenBank genome assembly